This is a messenger RNA of Paramisgurnus dabryanus, 721 nucleotides long. It is a transcript of the gene ss18l2, whose product is annotated as ss18, like 2. Lineage: Eukaryota; Metazoa; Chordata; Actinopteri; Cypriniformes; Cobitidae. The record is from RefSeq and is a predicted model, not a curated record.
GUCUCAGAGUUUACUGACGUCACAACUAAAGAAGAAACGCGAACAGACGACAGUAGAUCACAAGAUAAAAUAGUGAAAUGUUUUCAAGCAUUAUUUAUAUUGGACUGGAUAUCUAAAUCGCCGAGUUAUCUGCACUAACUUAACAGAAGGUUUGAGGUUCGAGUUUGUAAUAUGUCUGUUGUGUUUGUUCCCAAACGGCAGCGCGGAAAGGCGCAAAUCAACCAGGAGACGAUUCAGAGAUUGUUGGAUGAGAAUGAUCAGCUCGUCAGAUGUAUAACAGAAUACAUGCAGAAGGGUCGAGCCACAGAUUGUGUCCAAUAUCAGCAGAUUCUGCACCGAAACAUUGUGUACCUGGGUACCAUAGCAGAUGCAAGCACAGAAAUCCCACCUGAUAAUACUAAUCCUUGUGAAACAAAUACACUGGCUGAGAGUACAGACACAUCAGAAGUUACAGAACAAGGCGAUUAAAAUAUUUUUUUUGUUUGUGUGUACAGAAGUCAAGUCCUAGUUGUAAAUUUGUAAAAAUGUAUAAAGAUACAAUAAACAUUUUUAAUGUAAAAUAAGAAUAAGGUUGUUAUUUUCGGGGGCCUGUUUUCAAUAAAUCAACACACCACAGUGAUUUGUAUCUUAUUAACCUUAUAGCCAAUUUCAGAUUAAUUUUAAAUCUCCCAUUUCUCUACAAAAGUAGUGUUAACUCAAAUAAACCUUUCUGAACACAUAU